CAAGUAUUAGAUCAAUUAUAAUGUUAGAUAAUUUGUCUCUAGUAUUGCAUAAAAAGGAUGACUUAAGAUUGGAAGUAACUGAACUUCCCGGGGACCCGGCACCUAAUGUGGGAAUCUGUGGGUCAGACAUCCACUUCUGGAAAGACGGGGGUAUUGACAAAUGGGUCGUCAAAAAUCCGAUAGUUUUAGGACACGAGGGCAGCGCUACUGUCAUUAAAGUUGGCGCUAAAGUCAAGAAUUUCAAAGUCGGCGAUCGGGUGGCCGUAGAGCCGGGCAUCGCGUGUCUCAACUGUCAGGUCUGCAAAGACGGCAAUUAUAAUCUGUGUCCGGAUGUCAUGUUUUAUGGCGUCGAACCCCUUGGAGGCGCUCUCAGACGUUACUACAACCAAAGCGCCGCCUUUUGUCACAAACUGGCGGACAACAUGACUAUGGCCGAGGGGGCUCUUAUGGAGCCGUUAGCUGUGGCUGUGUAUGCCUGUCGAAGGGGUGGCAUACGAAUGGGUGGCGGACAGAAGGUUAUGGUGACCGGCGCCGGACCUAUUGGACUGUUAGCCGCGCUCUCGGCUAAGGCCUUAGGGGCCGAAGUGGUCUGCAUUUUAGAUAUAAACGAAAGUCGCCUCCAAUUCGCCAAACAGUUAGGAAUCGACAAAACAGUAUUGAUUGACACGAAGGCAGACGUGGAGAGUCUGUGCCAACAAGUGGUGGAUCUGUUGGGCGACUCACCGGACGUGUCACUGGAGUGCAGCGGCGCUGAGAUGUCCUACAAUCUGGCCAUCUCUGCGUCCAAAUGCGGCGCCAAUAUAGUGAUGAUAGGGGUGUCCAACAAGAAAGUCAGUGUUAACCUAUCGAGCGCUGCCUGUCGUCAAGUGAAUCUGUUGGGAGUCAUGCGAUAUCUUAAUAGUUUCCCAAUGGCUAUACAUCUGGUAUCGAGCGGUAAGAUUAACAUAAAGCCAUUGAUUACACACACGUAUAAACUGGAGGAGGCGUUGGAGGCAUUUGAAACCUCCCGUAAUUGUGCGGCCAAUGGUGCCAUCAAAGUGCACAUUCAGUGCUAUCAGUAA
Oppiella nova is the source of this 1061-nucleotide messenger RNA. Lineage: Eukaryota; Metazoa; Arthropoda; Arachnida; Sarcoptiformes; Oppiidae. The record is from the annotation of a GenBank genome assembly.